This is a messenger RNA of Xyrauchen texanus (razorback sucker), 2519 nucleotides long. RefSeq names its product leucine-zipper-like transcriptional regulator 1 homolog (gene klhdc3l). Gene Ontology annotation, molecular function: protein binding. Gene Ontology annotation, cellular component: Golgi apparatus. The record is from RefSeq and is a predicted model, not a curated record. The coding region runs from base 97 to 1362 and encodes 421 amino acids. NCBI's taxonomy places the organism in Eukaryota, Metazoa, Chordata, Actinopteri, Cypriniformes, Catostomidae. The transcript has 8 exons.
CCCCUCCCUCUCAAAUGGUCGAUACUUCGAAAUCAUCGGUUACAAUUUUAAUGAAGAUAAAAGGAGGUUAACCCAUGAGACCCUCAGAGCCCAAGCAUGAGCCAGGGGAGCAGUGCUUGUUUGUGGAUCCCAGUGUCUCAGCACUGCCCUGCACCGUGUGAUCGUUUCAAGCAUGCUUCUUGUGCCCACAAUGGACAUGUGUACUUACUAGGAGGCAGAGAAAAAUGCUCACUGAGCGAUUUCUGGAAAUAUAAUGUGGUAUGUAAUGAAUGGGUAGAAAUUUCCUGUAAUAGUGAAGAGGCACCUGAUGAACUGGAGGAGCACACCAUGGUAGCAUAUCAGGAAUUUCUCUAUGUCUUUGGAGGAAUGCAAGAUUCAGCAUAUACUAACUCAAAAAUACCUCUUUGGGUGUUUGAUACAGUUAAAGAGCUCUGGAUUAACUGGAAAACAGGGAGUGAAAAUGUACAGGAAGUGACACCAGCAAACAGAAAGGGGCACAGUGCAGUCACCUUUGGGUCAUCUAUGUAUGUUUAUGGUGGAUAUAUUGAUAUAAGAGGAUCGACAAAGGAAUUCUGGAAAUUUGAUUUCGAGUCCAGAGUGUGGUCGCUACUAAGCGGUGUUCAAGAUGGUCCUGGUCCCAGACAUUGUCACUCAGCUGUGACGCACCAGGACUGUAUUUACCUCUAUGGUGGCCUUCAGGGCCUGAGAGAAAAGAGGGAUCUGUGGAGAUGGUGUACUACCAGUCAAAACUGGAGCUGCAUCAAGUUCCAUUCAGGUCCAUCCAAGCUGGUUGGCCACUCUGCUGUGUUAUAUAAAGAUAGCAUGCUCAUCUAUGGUGGAGGAGAAACCCAGAGUUCUCCUCAGAACAGCUUAUGGAGUUUCAACCUGAAAACAAAUACCUGGAUGAAGCUGCCAUUGCUGCCUGGAUCUACUUCUCCGUGCCGGAUCUAUCACUGCAGCAUUGGUUUAGGCCUCAGUUUUCAGCCCACAGCCCCAAACAUCCACUGCAGGGUAAUACCCAACUCUCACAACAUCAGUAACAAGCUAAGGCCCUUUAAGAACAAGUGCUUACCAUCCCACUCCACAUUGCAAGAGAACUGCAUUGAGCUCCAGACUCUCCGAGCAGACAACAGGAAGUUUUUACCAGAUUUUACUAUUGCACUGAAAGAAUCAAAGCCUAUGGGGAGCUGUCUCACCUUUGAGAACCAGGAGGCUGUUAGUGAGAAGCGGAAUAGUGGUGGCCUGGCAGAGGAAACUGAGGACACCAUGUUUCUCCAUAUGCCUGACUUGCUUUUAGUAGUGGGAGGUAAACCUCUACUAGGACAGCAUGCUAUUUCAGUGUGGCAUAUGACAUUGGCAUGAAUAUGAAAGAAUGGAGUUUUUAUUUUCAGAGCAUCAUACAUUCUCUGUGAGAAAUGAAAGGACCUUCACAACAAUACCCACAUCCUGUGACAGAAUGGUGUCCUUAACCCUCAGAGCCCGACGGCAUCGUCCACGACAUCACACGGCACCUCCGAUAAAUAUUUAUAUAAUUUGAUGAAAGUUUUAUCGAUUUUCUUACCGUUUUUUCCAGCAGAAAGCUAACGAGCUAGCCAUCACGGGGGUGUCUUUGGUGUCUUUGUAGCCUUUACAGAAGGUUUUCUAUCCAGCCCGGAACUUGUGCCUCUUUUCUGAGUUUUUCAGCAAUAAAUCCAAACACUUACAUCCAAGAUUUAUCCACUUGAUGUCCAUAAUUUAUCAAUUCUCCAUCAUUUUUGCCGCUAGCUCGAUGAUAGCUGCCAUUUUGGAUAUCACAUGAUGCUUUGCGUGAGGUUGUUGACCAAUGACAGGCUGAUCCGUCUUCCACGUUGGUGUGCGUCAUUACGCAUGAACCAAGCUCUGAUAUUGUGGAGAGAGAAACGCACGGCAAAGUAGUUUUGAGGAGAGAGAGAGACGCACGGCAAAGUAGUUUUGAGGAGAGCGAGAGAGAGAGAGACGCGCGGUCCUCUCUCUCUCUCUCCUCAAAGUAGUUUUGAGAAGAGAGAGAGAGAGAUGCGCGGCAUAAUAGUUUUGAGGAGAGAGAGAGAGACGCGCGGUCCUCUCUCUCUCUCUCUCUCUCUCUCUCUCCUCAAAGUAGUUUUGAGGAGAGAGAGAGAGAUGCGCGGCAAAAUAGUUUUGAGGAGAGGUAAUAGUUUUGAGGUAAUAGUUUUGAGGAGAGGUAAUAGUUUUGAGGUAAUAGUUCAUUGUAAUAGUCAUGACCAAAAAGGAUCCUAGGGGCACCAUCAGGUGGAUCCGUGACGGCCCUCUGGUUUUUGUAAAGUGGAUGGACACUCGGGAAGUCUCUGUCUGCUCCACAAUUCACCCGGCCUUCUCUGGCAACACAGUUCAGAGAAGGGUAAGAACUCAGGAUGGAGGCUGGAACACCAAAUCCAUUCCAUGCCCAACCCCUGUCACUGAAUACAACAAGAAUAUGGGAGGUGUUGAUCUUUCUGAUCAACUCAUCCAAUACUACUCAGUUCACCAUAAAACUAUGAGAUGGU